Molecule: messenger RNA, 4356 nt
Organism: Cyprinus carpio (common carp)
Lineage: Eukaryota; Metazoa; Chordata; Actinopteri; Cypriniformes; Cyprinidae
Product: importin subunit alpha-7
Biological process (GO): NLS-bearing protein import into nucleus
Cellular component (GO): nucleus; nucleoplasm; cytoplasm
Molecular function (GO): protein binding; nuclear import signal receptor activity
Source: RefSeq, a predicted model, not a curated record
UGUGUCCGUUUAACUUCUGAUACAUCCUGAUGACGCUGCGCUUGCAUUUUGCUCGUUUGCUCAGCGUUUCCUAGAACAGAAAUUGGAAACGCUGUCAUUAAGUUUGUCUCCUUCGGCUCUCCGUAGAUCACCGACAUAUUGUUUGUGAGGAGCAAAUUCUGGAAGACAAGGAGAGUGUUAAGAUUACAGCGUUAAUAUAACCAGAAUUCAAAGCGUAUAUCAGCAAAGAAAGCACGAUGGAGCCUUCAGGAAGUCCUGCAAAGGAUAAUUUCAGGAUGAACCGCUACAAGAACAAAGCACUCAACCUGGAGGAGAUGCGUCGGAGAAGGGAGGAGGAAGGCAUUCAGCUGAGGAAACAGAAACGAGAGCAACAGCUGUUUAAGAGAAGAAAUGUGGAGCUGCUGGGUGAAGAAGGGGGAAUGUUUGACAGUCCACUUACGGAUUCCUUCAUCUCCUCCACCACAGCACCAGAUGGAGUAAUUACAAGAGACAUGGUUGAAAUGCUCUUCUCAGAAGAUCCUGAACUACAACUGGUCAUAACACAGAGAUUCAGAAAACUGCUUUCCAAAGAACCAAACCCUCCUAUUGACGAGGUGAUAAGCACUCCGGGAGUUGUGAAUAGAUUCGUUGAGUUCCUUCAGAAAAGUACCAAUUGCACUUUACAGUUUGAAGCCGCUUGGGCACUGACCAACAUCGCAUCUGGAACAUCUCAGCAGACAAAGUUUGUGAUCGAGGCCGGAGCCGUACCUGUCUUUAUCGAGCUUCUCAACUCAGAGUUUGAAGACGUGCAGGAGCAGGCUGUUUGGGCUUUGGGGAACAUUGCGGGAGACAGCGCUGUGUGCAGAGAUUAUGUGCUAAACUGUAAUAUCCUUUCUCCUCUACUAAUGCUGCUGACGAAAUCAACUCGUCUCACAAUGACCAGGAAUGCUGUGUGGGCCUUGUCCAACCUCUGCAGAGGCAAAAGUCCACCCCCAGACUUUGAGAAGGUGUCUCCAUGCCUGCCUGUGCUGUCCCGUCUUUUGUUCAGCAGUGAUUCAGACCUGCUGGCUGAUGCCUGUUGGGCUUUGUCCUAUCUCUCUGAUGGGCCCAAUGAGAAGAUCCAAGCAGUCAUUGAUUCAGGGGUCUGCAGGAGGCUGGUGGAGCUGCUCAUGCAUACCGAUUACAAGGUGGCCUCUCCUGCUCUGAGGGCCGUUGGAAACAUUGUUACAGGAGAUGACAUUCAGACACAGGUGGUGUUGAACUGCUCAGCUCUCCCCUGCCUCCUGCACCUGCUCAGUAGCGCCAAGGAAUCCAUCAGGAAGGAGGCCUGCUGGACCAUCUCCAACAUCACAGCGGGAAACAGAGCGCAGAUUCAGGCUGUAAUAGAUGCAAACAUCUUCCCAGUCUUGAUAGAUAUCCUACAGAAAGCAGAAUUCCGCACCAGGAAGGAGGCGGCGUGGGCGAUCACUAAUGCCACGUCAGGUGGCACACCUGAGCAGAUCCGGUAUCUGGUGAAUUUGGGCUGCAUUAAACCUCUUUGUGAUCUUUUGACUGUGAUGGACUCCAAGAUCGUACAGGUGGCUUUGAAUGGUCUGGAGAACAUUCUCAGACUGGGCGAGCAGGAGGCCAAACAGAACGGCAGCGGCCUCAACCCUUACUGCAGUCUUAUUGAGGAAGCCUAUGGUUUGGACAAAAUCGAGUUCCUACAGAGUCAUGAAAAUCAGGAGAUCUACCAGAAAGCCUUUGACCUCAUCGAGCACUACUUUGGAGUUGAGGAUGAGGAUGCCAGUCUGGCACCACAGGUGGAUGAGAGCCAGCAGCAGUUUCUUUUCCCGCAGCAGGAGGCCCCCAUGGAGGGCUUCCAGCUAUAACCAGCCUUCAGACUCUUUCCGGCCGCCCCUUCCCUUUACACCCAUCCCUGCACCCCGUACCGGUACUAAAACACACGUCGGAAUAUAUCUGGGUGAACCAAAUUUCGACCCGUGACACUGACUGAUUUAUUUAUUCACUGAGGUGUGUUUCACACAGGGGAACGUAUCCACUGCCCUAUCACACACGAGAGAGCUGGAUUUUAGUUUCUUUCACCGCCCCCCCUCCUCCACUGAUGCAGCUUAAUAAUCAUCUCCCUCAGGUAGAGAUCGUGGCGCUGUGUCCUUUUCUCUUUAAAAGGGGAGGUAUGCCCUUUCACUAAAAGAUGAGAGAAUUUUCUCAUUUAAAAUCAGCAAGUCUUGAUCUUCAUCCUUAUUCUUUUGAUCCUGGUUUGUUUUUCAUUAUUUUGUGUUUAUAGAAUUUUUUCAUUAUUCAUAUCCUGGUAUUUAAACAAGCCUGGUUGUGUUUGAUAUGCCCAUUCUUUAUAAACAAAACUCAUAAUACGCAUAAUAUCUGCAGAUGCGUUUCAUGAGGAUUUAAGCACUCUUCAAAGGAUUUCUUAAGCCGUUUCAUUUCGUGUUAGUAUUUAUAUCAGACCAUGCUGGGUGUGGAGUUUAUGUAGUCUAUUUGACGUGUUGGUGGUGGGUGGUGUUGAAAUAAUCCAGGUAUUUUAUUAAAAGAGUAUCCUAACAUAAAAAGUCAUUACUGUUAAGAGACAAUGACUUGAAAAGUGGGGCCCAAAGAGCCCAUUUAGUAAAGGUAAUGCCCAGUGUCCUUUCCUUUUUUUUUUUCUAGUCAGAGGUGAAAUAUCUAGUUGUAGGAUGUUCGUGGUGUGCAGUGUUAUGAAUAACUCUUCUUUUGAUCAAAGGCUUUAACUUUGAAAUGUGAUCUGGAGGAAGCAGACACACAUCUGAGGGCCGGAGUGAUGCACAUGAUGGAGUCUUGAUUCUGCUCUGUUAUUCUCAUCAUUAAUUGGAGCAUAGUAAUUCUGGGUGGUUCGAGGUGUUUGUUUGGGGCAGCCCUCAGUAUGUGCUUGUUGGGGUUUUGCAUGGUGUUCAAUAAUCAUUUUGUAUCCCUUGCCAGAUCUUCAUUCAACAAUUAUCUUGCGCUCAUUAGAUGGAGUAGUUCCGGUUUCUGUAGUUUUGCAGGUGCUGUAGGUAUGGCAAGGAAUACUUAUUUAAAUAAUGAAAUAUAUGGGCAAAAAAAAUAUAUAUAUAUAGAUAGAUAGAUAUUAUGUUCUAUUUGCACACACCUUGCACACAUGCAUACAAGACCAGCAUACACUUCAUGAACAUACACAAACAGAUUGGCAUAAAACUGAGGGGAAAUGACUUCCAUAAUGUCCAAAAAUCUUUUUUUCUUAUGUAUACAAGUACGUUCAUGUUGAUUUGUUCCAACUUUUGGCACUUUUUGAGUUGAUGCACUAAAAGUUAAACGCACCUGGGUUUGAUGUUGGACUGCUGUGGAUUUCAGACAGUGAGAAUUAAAAGUUUCAAUAUUAACCUCUCGCCCCGUACAAACCUUUCUGUGGUUUACUUAAAAACUGUGAGUAAACUUUUCAUGUCAUUAUGGAAGCAUUUUUCCUCUACCUCUUCAAUACACUCACCGAAGGGUGCUUCUCUGGGUGAAUGCUAGGGGUCAUUUGAUUUAAGACGGGCAUGUAUCUAUGAAAACAAAGCGAGUCGUUGAUUUACGAAUGAUCUGUGAAGUGAAAGGAAGUGAUGCAACACUCAGAUCAGCAUUUGUUCUUAACAGAGCAGCAUCCUGUGUUUGGUUGACUAGUAUCUUCUAUAAAUGUCGAUCUGAUGCGAUUCCUGAUCAGAACUGAUAACCGAACAGAGGUUUCCAUGCUAAUUCUGGUUCAACAAUCUUUUUGAAAUUGAGACUUGAAUUGAACUCUUUGAAAAUACCUCUCAACAAUCUGAUGUACUUUAACAACAGUAUCAACAGGGUUUUACUUUAUAUCAGUUCAAAUCCUAGUUCUGCAUGAUAUUAGAUGACAUUUGCUGCAUUUACAGGAAGUCCAUCUCAGAACAAAGAUUCUGCGGUCAUCCAGAAUUCCAUUCACAUCAGAAAAAUAAGCAUGGGGGGGGAGGGUAAACUAUGCUUAUUAAAAUAUAUCUAAUGGUCUACAAGACCACUGAGUGGGUUCAUAUGUUUAUCAAAUAAAAGCAAAGAAAUGAUCUAUUAAUGGAAAUGCACUCCUAUUCACAAAAGUGCCAAUCAGACCAACAAAGACAAGAGGCUGAUGCGUAUCAAUCUGUCUUUGAAUUUUUUUUUUUCUAUUUUAUUUACUUGAAUGUGCACAUAUAUUGUGCAAAUAUUGCUGCUCUAUUUUCUUAUCUUACAAAUUGGAGGUUACAUUGCCUGCCACAGUUUCAUUAGAGAUGUGAUGGUCUGCUAUUUGUACACCAAAUUGGUAAACUCAAAGGUAUAAAGAUAAAAAUGUUUUUUUUUUUUUUUUUUUAUUGUGCUGGUUUAAUUAAUAAUUUAAACCAAGGCCAAUGA